AUGGUCGGCAAGAAGCAGCCCGUCUACGUCCUCGGCGUGGGCAUGACCAAGUUCAUCAAACCUCGUGGCAAGGUGGACUAUCCCGAACUCGGGUUUGAAGCAGGUGUCAAAGCCAUGCUCGACGCGCACAUCAACUACGACGACGUCGACCAAGGUGUCGCAUGCUACUGCUAUGGCGACUCAACUUGCGGUCAGCGCGUCUUCUACCAGUUUGGCAUGACUGGCAUUCCAGUAUACAAUGUCAACAACAACUGCUCGACUGGCUCAACAGGCCUGUACAUGGGACGAAACAUGAUUGCGCAUGGAGCGGCCGACUGCGUCUUGGUCGUGGGCUUUGAGAAGAUGUUCCCAGGGUCGCUGCAGACCUUCUUCCAAGAUCGCGCAAACCCGACAGGCACGUCAAGUUUAAUGAUGAAAGAGACGAGAGGCAUUACCAAGGCCCCUGGUGCCGCUCAGAUGUUCGGAAACGCUGGACGGGAGCACAUGGAGAAAUACGGCUCUGAACUCAAAGACUUUGCAGAAAUUGGUCGCAUCAACCACGCGCACUCCAAGAACAACCCCUACUCGCAAUUCCAAGACGAAUACACCCUCGAACAAGUCAUGAAUGCACCCAUGAUUCACGAACCCCUCACAAAGCUUCAAUGCUGCCCGACUUCGGAUGGAGCUGCUGCCACAGUCCUUGUCUCGCAGGAGUUUCUCGACAAGCGUCCCGAGCUCAAGGACCAGGCUAUCCUAAUUGCUGGACAAAGACUCGCGACCGACACACCGUCACUGUUCAACCGAAGCGCAAUUGAACUAGUAGGAUACAGCAUGAGUGAAUUGGCUGCCCGUGAAGCACUCGAGGAGGCCAGCGUAUCGCCAGACGAUGUCAAGGUGUGCGAACUCCAUGACUGCUUCUCUGCCAACGAGAUGGUUACCAUCGAAGCCCUCGGCUUGGCUCCCAAAGGAAAAGCUCAUGAGCUGAUCCGCAAGGGCGGCAUAACCUAUGGUGGAAAGGUUGUCAUUAACCCCUCUGGCGGUCUGAUCUCCAAAGGCCAUCCUCUAGGUGCCACGGGUCUCGCCCAAUGCGCAGAAUUGGUUUGGCACAUGCGCGGUUGGGCUAACAAUCGCUCAGUCAAGGACACCAAGGUGGCUUUACAACACAACCUGGGUCUCGGGGGCGCGGUAGUCUGCACAGUCUACAAGAGGCACGAUGGAAGCGCUGCGACGGAUAAGUCAGAUGAGCAGAUUGGCAAGAUUACAGGACUAGGAUACAACCCAGCGACUGUCGCGAAGGGCUUCACAAAGGAGCAGGUUGAAGCUGUCAGGAGCAAGAAGGCCAGGAGUCAAUGGGCAUUACAAGAUACAGAACAAAAGGUUGAGGCUAGGUUCUAG
Alternaria burnsii is the source of this 1374-nucleotide messenger RNA. RefSeq names its product non-specific lipid-transfer protein. The transcript has 3 exons. Lineage: Eukaryota; Fungi; Ascomycota; Dothideomycetes; Pleosporales; Pleosporaceae. The record is from RefSeq and is a predicted model, not a curated record. Gene Ontology annotation, molecular function: acyltransferase activity, transferring groups other than amino-acyl groups. The coding region runs from base 1 to 1374 and encodes 457 amino acids.